AUGUACACCCGCAACGAGCGCGGCGUCCGCCAGGGCGGCCAACCGCCCCAGACCUACGGCGAAUCCGCCGCCUCCGGUCCGGCGCCCAGCACCGCCGGCCCGCACCGGCACGACAUCCUCAACAAACUCGACCCGCGAGUCGACAGCACGCACGAUCGACAGCCCGCAGCCACCUCGAGCAGCGGGAUCCCGGAGGGGACCUACGGCCCGCACCGCAGCCGCAUCGCCAACGCGCUCGAUCCACGUGUAGAUUCCGACCUGGACAGCACGCGGGCAGGCGCUGGCACCGGGCCGGGAGGCGGAAUGGGUGGAUCGGCUGCGGGGCCACCCAUGGCCCACAGCCAGGCCGUUGGCGGCAGCCACGUUCCCGAGGGGAUGUACUACGGCUCGAAACACACGACGCGAAUGGCCAACGCGCUCGACCAGCGCGUCGAUUCCGACAGGGACAGGCAUGUGAGAAGGGGCACAGCCGGUGUGGCGCCAGCGCCGGUUGUGGGCGGUGGAAUCGACGCGACCAACAUGCCCGCCGGCACCACUGGCAGCUCCACCACCAUCGCGGGCACGGGGAUCUCGGCGCCAAAGACAUCCGGGCCACAUCGCUCGGAUUUGAUGAACAAACUGGACCCAAGGGUUGACAGUAAGACGGGGGCUUAUCGGCGAGGACCUGGGACAUGA
This is a messenger RNA of Canariomyces notabilis, 675 nucleotides long. RefSeq lists its product as uncharacterized. Lineage: Eukaryota; Fungi; Ascomycota; Sordariomycetes; Sordariales; Chaetomiaceae. The record is from RefSeq and is a predicted model, not a curated record. The transcript has a single exon. The coding region runs from base 1 to 675 and encodes 224 amino acids.